Messenger RNA from Sinocyclocheilus anshuiensis, 1186 nucleotides. RefSeq lists its product as uncharacterized. The record is from RefSeq and is a predicted model, not a curated record. Bases 33 to 770 code for a protein of 245 amino acids. The transcript has 3 exons. Lineage: Eukaryota; Metazoa; Chordata; Actinopteri; Cypriniformes; Cyprinidae.
ACAGGAGCAGCAGCAUCCUCCUCCUCCCGAAGAUGACGGCGCUGAGGUGCAUCGGCAGCUGCCUGCCGUUAUUCGUCAUGGCGAUCGUCUUCGACAUCCUCGGUGUGGUCCUGCUGUUCGUCGGGAUAUUCGGUAACGUGCGGAUGCACGGCGUGUUUUACGGGGAUUUCCUCAUCCACACCGGCGCGCUGGUCUUGUUCGCCAGCCUGGCCUUGUGGCUCAUGUGGUACGUGGGGAACAUAAGGGUGAAGGAUGAAGGUUUGGCGCGCAAAUCGAGCGCCGCGCACAGCGUCAAAGAGCUCGCGAGGAAGCUCACGGAGAGACUGUCCAAAACACACCUGAAGGACAGCACAGGUGAGAAAACAGGAAGCAAAGCUUCCACCAUUCGAAACAUAACGUGGGGAAAAUCCACCUAUUUCCCAGGACACAAGGAUCUCGAAUCGGAUAUGAUCAAAUGUGAUGAACUAUCCAAAGAAAAAUCAGAUGAUGAUCAGUUAAUGUGCUACCAGAAUCAAGGGUACGAGGACGAGGAGUCAUGCAAACCAAUCCAGGAGGAGACAGAUGACCAGACCCGGUCAGAAGACGGUUCUGAAUCAGAUGUGAGCAAAUGCAGUGAAGCGUCUCAGGAGAAAAAGCCUGGAGAUGAUCAGUUCACCUGUUACCAGAACGAAGGGUACGAGGAAUCAGAAUCAGCCGUGACCAAAGACGGUGAAAAACCUCAUGAGGAGAAGCCAGAGGAUCAGCCAGAGAGCAUUGAUGUUCUGCUGUGAAAAGAGGUCCUUAAGCAAUGACUGAAUAACCGAGAACCUUCAAUAGUCUUCAAACAUUUGCCAUCAGCAGUACAUCUAGAGAUACUGCGUACAACUCAAAUGAUACUAUAUAUAUGCUUUAAUAUAGUAAAACACAGCUGUCUGUUGUGUUUCUGUAUGGGGGUUGAAGAUUCUCAUUGGCCUGAUAUCUAUAAAGCAGGGUGGCUGAUAUAAUGCUAGAAUACUUUUAAUGGACACCAAAUUGGUGAAAUGAAGCGAACUCUUACUUUGCACAAUAUUUACUCAAAAUUCAUUAGAAGGAUUUAUAAUGCUUUGGCAGAACUGUUGGCAAAUUACCUCUAGAAAUGGAGGUUACAUCAGCCAAAUUUUGAUAAUCCUAAAAUGGCCAAAUAUUGUCUGAUAUAUAGCCAUUCAAU